AUGGCUGCCAUUGACAAAAUGAGGAAUUCGAACGAUUCUAUAUCGCAAAUUGCCAAAAUCCUGCGUGAUCAGAAUCAGCCAUUGACUGAAAGAUUCAGGGCUCUGUUCACUCUACGAAACCUGGGCGGUAAAAAGGCGAUUAAUGCGAUCGCAGGGAUAUUUUCAGAUCCGUCUGCUUUACUCAAACACGAACUAGCCUACUGCCUUGGUCAGAUGCAAGACGAUUAUGCUGUCUCUAUCCUCACCGAAGUUUUGCAAGACGAGAACCAGGAGGUUAUUGUACGCCACGAAGCAGGAGAAGCCCUUGGAGCAAUUGGAUCUCUAUCAUCAAUAGAAGUCUUGAAGAAAUACGAAAAUAGUGAUAUUAGAGAUCUUGCUGAUACAUGUCAACUGGCCAUACAACGGAUCAAGUGGCUGCAUGGGUCUGAUCGGCACAAGAAGAAUUUGUCCAAGAAUCCUUAUAAUUCAAUUGAUCCAGCUCCCCCUUCUGAAUGCCAGGACCUCGGAAAAUUGGAAAAGAUGUUAUUGGAUGAAAAUCUGCCAAUGUACAACCGAUACAGGGCUAUGUUCUCUUUGAGAAAUAUGCAAACAGAUAAAGCCUGCCGUAUUCUGGCAAAAGGUUUUAAAUCCUCAAGUGCACUCUUUCGCCAUGAAAUUGCUUAUGUCCUUGGCCAACUCCAAAAUCCUAUUGUUGCUAAAGAGCUGAUGGCCACAGUUGAGAAUGAAGAUGAAGAUCCCAUGGUUCGGCACGAGUGUGCCGAAGCCCUAGGAGCAAUGGGGACUGCUGAGUGUAAUGAUUUUCUGGCUAAAUAUUUGACAGACAAGGAGCGGAUCGUACGAGAAAGCUGUAUAGUUGCUCUGGACAUUAGUGAGAGUACUGAUCAGUUUCAGUACGCUAACACCUUGAGCAAAGUGACCAGUGUGUCUGCUUGA
This is a messenger RNA of Acanthosepion pharaonis, 933 nucleotides long. Lineage: Eukaryota; Metazoa; Mollusca; Cephalopoda; Sepiida; Sepiidae. The record is from the annotation of a GenBank genome assembly.